Molecule: messenger RNA, 4765 nt
Organism: Acanthochromis polyacanthus (spiny chromis)
Lineage: Eukaryota; Metazoa; Chordata; Actinopteri; Pomacentridae
Product: protein PHTF2
Exons: 21
Coding region: 269-2557 (762 amino acids)
Cellular component (GO): endoplasmic reticulum
Source: RefSeq, a predicted model, not a curated record
AGUGAGCGACAGAAAGGGAAAAGCUAAUGCUUCAAACAGCAGCGAUCACACACUGAGCAUCUCCUCCAGAUAGUGCACCAGGCUGGCGAGCUCACUUCACUGUAAAUCCCGUUUAGGAAGCGCACUUCGGCUGUGUGUGCGGGACUCGGAGAGGCUGACGCGGUUCUAGGAGCUCCUGCCGUCAUUUGACUGUUAGGACGAAGCACCAGUCAGCUACUCGGCCGGACCAGAGUCUAAGAUGCCCUAGGCGGGGAGAAGAGAAAUGUAAAUGGCUUCCAAAGUAAAAGAUGCUGUGGUGUGGUACCAGAAAAAGAUUGGCGCCUACGACCAACAGAUAUGGGAGAAAUCUGUGGAGCAGAGAGAAAUAAAGGGCUUGAGGAACAAGCCAAAGAAGACCGGUCAUGUAAAACCAGAUCUCAUAGAUGUGGACUUGGUUAGAGGUUCGGCGUUUGCCAAAGCCAAACCUGAGAGUCCGUGGACGUCACUCACCCGGAAGGGCAUUGUCAGAGUCGUCUUCUUCCCGUUCUUUUACCGAUGGUGGAUCCAGGUCACCUCCAGAGCCAUUUUCCUCUUACUGCUGGCUCUUUACCUGCUGCAAGUGGCAGCAGCAGUCCUGUAUGUGACCAUCCCUCAGCCUCAUGGGAUACCAGCCACCGAGGUGUUCGGGGCCAUCUGGCUCAUGCUGCUGCUGGGAACCGUCCACUGUCAGAUCGUCUCCACCAGAACCCCGAAACCUGCCUCGAGCAGCGGGGGGAAGAGACGCAGGAAGUUGAGGAAGGCAUCUCAGAUGGAGGUGCAUAGGGAAGGCGACGGGUCUAGCACUACCGAUAACACACAGGAGGGGGCGCCACACUCCCACUCAACCAGCACCACAUACAGCCUGGGCGCUUUCUUCCAAGAUUUCUGGCAUGAUAUCUGUAAAGCUGGAUCUAAGAAGUCCAAGCUCUCCAUUGACAAAUCCACAGAGACGGACAACGGCUACGUGUCGCUGGACGGCCGGGUGACCAACCGCAGCAGUGAGGAGGGUCUUCAGCUCCACGAGCAGCGAUGUGAUUUGUUGAACAGAGCUGACGAGGUUUGCUGGAACUCCCACAUCCAGCCUGCACACGCUCACACAGGACGCAGCUCAGGACUGAUGCUGGCCAACGGCAGUAAGGAUCCUGCGUCUGACGAGGCGUCCAGUGAGGAGGACCCUGAAGCUUCCUACAGCGCCCUCCGCAGGGGAGUGGAGAGGAUGAACAGUGACUGUACGCUCAGAAACCGCAAGAGUUCCCACCACUACAAGAAACACUACGCUGUGGAGGACGUCCCCAAGUCCGGCACCAGCUGUAGCUCCAGAUGUUCCAGUCUGAGGACUCAAGACUCGGAGAGCACUCGACACGAGUCAGAGACCGAGGACCUGAUGUGGGAAGAUUUCCUGCACUGUGCAGAGUGCAGAUCAUCCUGCACCUCAGAAACAGAGGGAGAGGGAGGAGGAACACCCGUCUGUCCUCCUGCUAAAAAGGAGUACAGAGACGACCCUUUCCAUCAGGGUCACAUUCCCUGGCUGCACAGCUCCAACCCCGGCCUGGAGAGAGUGAGCGCCAUCGUGUGGGAGGGAAACGAGUGUAAGAAGGCAGACAUGUCGGUGCUGGAGAUCAGCGGCAUGAUCAUGAACAGAGUGAACCUUUACACUCCUGGUAUUGGUUACCAGGUGUUUGGGAACCUGGUUUCAGUCACACUCGGACUCACACCCUUUGCUUACAGACUGGCUCAGUACCGUGACUUGGAUCAGCUGACGACGCUCUCAGCCAAUGAGCUGCUGUCUGUGGCGUUGGGCGGCGGCUGUGGGUCGGACGCCUUGGUGAUCACCAUGGUAACGCUCAGCUUCCUGGUGCGCGUUUGCCUUAUCUGGCUCUUCUUCUUCCUGCUCAGCGUGGCAGAGAGAACCUACAAACAGAGGCUCCUGUUUGCCAAGCUGUUUGGUCACCUGACUUCAGCCCGCAGAGCCAGGAAGUCUGAAGUCCCACAUUUUAGGCUGAAGAAAGUUCAGAACAUCAAGAUGUGGCUGUCGCUACGCUCCUACCUCAAGAGACGGGGUCCUCAGCGUUCAGUGGAUGUCAUUGUGUCGUCUGCCUUCCUGCUCACUUUGUCUGUGGUCUUCAUCUGCUGUGCCCAGCUGCUGCAUGUCCAUGAAACGUUCCUGGAGUGCCACUAUAACUGGGAGCUGGUGAUCUGGUGCUCCAGUCUGUCGCUGUUCCUGCUCAGGUUCGUCACUUUGGGCUCAGAGACCAGCAAGAAGUACAGCAACACCUCCAUCCUGCUCACUGAACAGAUCAACCUGUAUCUGAAGAUGGAGAAGAAGCCAAACAAGAAAGAGGAGCUGACACUGGUCAACAACGUCUUAAAACUGGCUACCAAACUACUCAAGGAGCUGGAUACUCCGUUCAGGUUGUACGGUUUGACGAUGAACCCUCUGCUCUACAACAUCACCCAGGUGGUCAUCCUGUCUGCCGUGUCAGGAGUCAUAUCUGACCUGUUAGGGUUUAACCUGAAGCUGUGGAAGAUCAAAUCGUGACGGUGUAGUGAGAAACGGCGUGGACUCUUGACUGACUGACUCACUGAACGCUCGUCGUCUGACUGUUGGACUCACUGAAAGACUGAAUGUCAGUCUCAACAUAUCAGAGUGCUUUGACCUUCAACGUUCCCACUUUGUGCAAUUCACAAACUAUUUAUUUACCCACUCAGUGUUUUUAACUUAGGGUUUAUUUGAAUUCUAGUUUGUUUCAUUUUUUGUGGUCUGUGACACGAGACUAUAUUUUACCUGUCUACAAAAGUAUUAUUAUGAGCAUAAAUUAUUUUUAAAGUCAUGGUUUAGGUUCUCAGCUGCGUUCACAAAUUUGAAGGCGAAGUAUUGAGAUGCUGAUGAGGCAGAAAUCCUUUUGUUGUAAUAUUUGUGUUUUAUUUGCUUAAACUGAAAGUUUUUAUUUAUAAGUCGAGUGAGUUUCAAGACUUUAAAAACCUGUUUUCAAAUACGUAUAUUAGUCCGGUGGUUUUAUUCCAACAAUCAAAGUGGUUGAAACUUGUCAGAAUCAGUUUCUAGUCUUAUUCUAACCUAAUGCUUUAGUUGUAAUACAUUAAAUGAAUUCUUAGGAGAUGCAGUAAAUGCUUUAAACCACAGCAUAUUGUGGUCACACUGCAGUUUUAAGGACACUUUCCGCUAAAAGUAAACAUCCGUUUGGUAUUUGGCAAAUAAGAAUGAGAGAUUAUUUACAAUCUUAGUUUUAAAAAAUCUUCACGACUAAUUUCUAUUUAUACCAGCUCCCAGAUGUGAACACUUCAAAUGUUACAUAUCUGUUAACGGACGUUAACGGUUCUGUUCUGCAGGUAAAUGUUCUGACUUACCUGAGAAUAUUUGUGCUUUAUUUUGUUCUCACUGGGCAGCGGUACACGUCAGACGCCAUCAGCACUGCAAAGAAACAAUCACCCUGUUAAAGGAAUAACAACAGUGACACUUCAGCCCAGACAGAAUAAACACAGAUGUAAAAAAUAAGGUUUGCAGAAGGGUUCUUUGCUGCAGUCAGCGUCGUUUUUUUAUUUGUUUUUACUUCAUUUCAUCACCUCGUCAGCGGUGUCGACAGUAUUUCCAGCAAUACAAGUGUAGAUGGUUCCGUUUAAAUUUCAUAUUACAUCCAUUACUACCUUUGUUUGCUGCAGACUUCUGACAUUAAAAUGUUCUAUUUUGCUUUCAGCUCAGUUUCCCCUUUUUGAUUUAAAGCUUCUCUGUACAUUUGCAGAUUUUUUUGUUGUUUAAUUCUCCUGUUCUUAAAUGCGAACUAGCUUCACGUGUUACCUCUCACUGUAGAGAUGCUACAUCCUGCUUAUCAUAUGAAGACAGUUUUAGCUCCUCACAUGUUAGCUCCAUCAGUUCAGCCAGUUUAGAAACCCAUUGGAUCUCAUACAAAAUAUCAAACUUCCAGAGCUACUUAAGAUGGUAGAUUUGUGUGCAUGACAUUUCAGUGAAGUCCUUUAUUCCCCGUCUGUCACAGGUUUCUGUACACUGCAGUAAAAACAUGUCUGUCCUUGGAUGAAGAUAUGCACUUUAAAAACAGACUUUAAAUGGAAGAAAAGAAGUUACAUCUUGUUUCAAUGUUGGGAUUUUUCUUUGUACCUCACUUGUGUGAGAAGGUUGUGUGUGUGUGUUUGGCGUUACAGCAGAUGCUAGCUCAGAACUUACAAAUUGUAUUAGAAAUUCACAUAAUUCUGUGAAGCAAAUCCUACACGGUACGUGAAGUUUUGAUGCCCACAGAAAAUAUCUUACAAUGCGAGUAAAAUGCUGACGGAAAUGUUCCUGAGGUAGCAUUCUGCUCACUCUCAUAAAUGCUGGCAUAAUCAUCUUCAGUGCAUUUGAGGAGGAAGACCAAAGUGCUUAUUUAACUGUUUUUGUCUCUGCUGGGAAAAGAAUGUAUUUGUAGCAUUUAUGCUUUAAAAUCCUACUUGUUUCCCUUUGGAAAUACCUGGUUUGUAUUUUUGUUUUCUUUUUGUCGUUCAUUUGUAAAGGCUGUUUGUUCCUCACGCUCAUUAGAAAGAAGAGGCACGUUUUACUGCGUUUUUAAAGGAACAAAAAUGUUUGAAUUGUACGUAUGAAAGUGAAUCUAGGUAAAGGACUCCAUGUUGUGAUGCUGUUUUCAAAGAGUCCAACUAUUUAGAUUUAGGUUUUUUUGUGAACUGGUCUGUCCACAAGGUCUACGGUUUUAUAUGAAAAAUAAAACAAAUGGAUGUUGAA